Cynara cardunculus var. scolymus (artichoke) is the source of this 1312-nucleotide messenger RNA. Its product is annotated as protein CMSS1. The coding region runs from base 68 to 889 and encodes 273 amino acids. Lineage: Eukaryota; Viridiplantae; Streptophyta; Magnoliopsida; Asterales; Asteraceae. Gene Ontology annotation, cellular component: nucleus; 90S preribosome. The record is from RefSeq and is a predicted model, not a curated record. The transcript has 7 exons.
UGGUUCCCUCCUAUAUAUUUGUAAACCUAGACGCCACCCAACGGCUUUGACCGGUGAGUGGAAUAGCAUGGCGAAACCACAGAAACAUUCAAAAUCCCAUGGAUCUUCGAAGCGGCCAGGGAAACAUGGUCUCAAACCCAAGAUCAAAUCAUCAAAAAAAGUUAAAAAAUCCGAGUCCGAAGCAGCGCCAAAGCCGCCACCGCCACCGCCACCGCCACCUGAAUUGCUGUUAACCACUUCGCAGCAGCUGGAGUUUUUCAUUCAGCAGUAUCAAUCAGCAAAUAGCAUACAACUUUCGUCUCUCGAACUUGAAUCGUUCACAGAUGCUUGUAUUCUCAAACUAUCUGAAAGUCUACCUCAGGAUGUCAGUAAUUUAAGUGAACAUAUGAAGGCUGCCUUUGGACCAUCUUGGAAAGAAGUCUUAUGUAAAAAGCAGCUCCUUGGGAAGAUUUCUGAACCUGGGAGUCCAGCACUACUUACAAUUAGUUUAUCUGCCUUAAGAUCACUGGAACUUCUCAGGAGUUUGAAGCCUUUCACUAGAGACUGCCAUGCUGCAAAACUUUUUGCGAAGCAUUUGAAGAUUGAAGAUCAGGUUUCCUGUUUAAAGAAUCAUGUCAAUGUUGCUUGCGGGACACCAAGCAGGAUCAAAAAGUUAAUUGACAUGGAAGCAUUGUGUCUCUCACGAUUAGCCAUUGUUGUGCUUGAUAUGCAUUCAGACGUCAAGGGAUAUUCUCUUUUUAGCAUCCCUCAAAUCAGAGAUGAGUUCUGGGAAUUGUACACAACUCACUUUCACCAGCGAGUACUAGAUGGCAGUCUUCGCAUCUGUCUUUAUGGUACCAUCAAUGCUAACAACUUCAAAAAGAAGGGAAAAACGGAUGCCAGUGGGUGAGCAAUCGCGUUUUGUUUGUGGGGGAGCUCAAGAAGCUGCGUCUGCCCAAUAUGUUUUUAGUGGAUUCUUAGGGACUGGAAAUGUGGGAUCAUGAAUGUUUCUGAGCACAGAAGACAAAUCAUGGGAAGAAGACCAGAAAACUUGGACAUAGAAGUCAUUACUAGCUAUUUCUAUUAUGUCAUCAUUGAAGGGUGACAUUUGGUUAUUGUUAGUUAAAUUUUACGAGACGGAAAGAGUAACGUUUAGAUAUUGUUAGAUUUCAUGAUCUGUUAUUUCCAGAUUAUGUUUUUCUUAGGUAACGGGUCGGCAACGACGUUCGUUUCCUAGAUUCUCUGCAUCGUCAAGACAUAUUAGUGCUCUUGUAAAAGCUUGAAUGGCUAUUGUCUGGAAACCUUCAAUAGCGAAAAUGUAUACUUUUUCUAA